Molecule: messenger RNA, 1939 nt
Organism: Theobroma umbraticum
Lineage: Eukaryota; Viridiplantae; Streptophyta; Magnoliopsida; Malvales; Malvaceae
Source: RefSeq, a predicted model, not a curated record
CCAAAGAAAUGAAACAAAGACUCCUUUUUUUCACUUUUUUGGUUAGAGAGGAGAGAAGUUUCGAGUUUGUUACGUUUGAAACAGUGUCUUGUCUGUUCAAUCUCCAGUUAUCUAGUACUUUCUAAGUACCCUCCUCACCCUGUCUCUCUCUCUCUUUUGUCUUGAAUCCAAAGCUGUUAAAACCUCCGCAUUGCAUACAUUUACCAAUCUGUUUAUACAUAUUUAUAUAUAUAUAUAUUCUAAGGUUUUUCGUAGAUGGAAUAAGGAAAACAUAUGCCUGGUUUCAAACUUGUUUUCUGGGCAUCGGAUCUGGGGUCUUCUUGCUUUCUUUCCAAGGGUCUGAUCUUUGCCUCAUUGGGAUUAUAAGUUAGAGGCUUGAUAUUGAGGGAGUUCUGGCUAAGGAGCCUAAUAUAAAAGGAAAAGAGAAAAAGUGUUGUUUUUUUAUGCAUGUGGAUUAUACUUUUUAGUUGAGAGGAGACACAAGCGUGUAUGAUAAGUUAAAGUGCAUUUAUUGAAGAUAUUUUCUGAGUUUAAAGCUGUAAAGUUGCCGUCUUUGCCGCUUCAAGUUAAAAGUUUAAAAUGCAUCUUUGUGGGAGGCAAUUUUUGUAGUGGGAUAUUCAGGUGGAAUUUUUGGUCUCAGAGUCUGAUGCUUUGAUCAUUGGGAGAACUUGACCAAGUAAAAGUAGAUUGAGAUUGUGGGAGUGGGUUGUGAUCCAUUGGAUGGCUCCUAGGGAUAAAGAUUUCGAACUUGACCUUGAAAAUGGAGUAGCUGUUAGUGAAGAAGAAAAUUAUAGCAGAAGCCCUGUUUCUGGUGUUAAAAAGAAGGCACAGCUGUUGCUUGCUAAGGUUAAAGGCAGUUUUGCCGAGGGGUCAGAUGAUAGAGUAUCCUUGUCUGGUGAUGCUUCAAAUUCUGGUAGGAUAUGUGUGGAGAAUGUGCAGGUGGUAACAAGCAUGAAUAUGGAGGGACAAGACAGUAAAGAUGCUAAGGAGAUUAAAUCAGUGAGGGAGAAACGUAAAAGCUUGAGUAAUAAAAAACCUCCUAAACCUCCUAGGCCUCCAAGAGCUCCAUCACUGGAUGCGGCUGACCAGAAGUUAAUUAGGGAGAUAGCAGAACUUGCCAGGUUGAAGCGUGCAAGAAUUGAGCGGAUGAAAGCCUUGAAGAAGAUGAAAGCUGCUAAGACAACAUCUUCUAACAGCAACAUGUUUGCCAUGGUGUUUACCAUCUUCUUCUGUCUUGUUUUUAUUUUUCAAGGAAUGUCAUCCAGAGGUACGGUGGCAAGUCUUCAAGGAUCUCCUGUCCCAGCAGGAGCAGUGGAGGGAGGUCUAAUUUCAGUUCAGUUCUUUGGGAAUCCAUCUGCAAGUAUUCCCAAUCGACCUGACUCUCAGUCUCCCAGUUUAGUGGAGCAGGUUGCCGGUUCAGAUGCUCAGGAGAAGCUGAGAAGAUUUUCUGGAUAAAAUAAAAUGCUGUUUGAAUGCGAAUGUUCUAUCUGUGGCUAUAGAUACAAAUCUUUGCGGUUCACAACUUCCCUUCGAAGCCGUUUCGCUGGACCCUUAUUUGCAUUCACAGCCUUCAAAUCUUUACACUUUGAGUUUGCUGGUAAUUUAUCCCGUGCAUGUAAAUGCUAUUUGAAGUUGGGGGUGAGCUAAAUUACCAUGUAAAUUUUUGGUGGCCUUUGGCCAUGGUCUCAAUAAUUCGCCUGCACAACAACUUUACCUUGUCCGCUUAUGUUGUGGGAUCAUGUAUUCUCUAUAGAGAUAUCCCAUUAAGGAAAGUCAGAAUUCAAAUUUCUCCCCAGAUGGCACGGCAAGAUUUAUGCAACCAGUUUUUUUUUAACCUCUUAUACAUCAUUUUCAUUAAAAUAUGCUGUAAGAAAUUCCUAGAUUCAUGAGAACUCUGUGAUUUCAAAAUAAUAGUUUAAUAAUAGUGUUCUUGUUGGAU